Lactuca virosa is the source of this 528-nucleotide messenger RNA. Lineage: Eukaryota; Viridiplantae; Streptophyta; Magnoliopsida; Asterales; Asteraceae. The record is from the annotation of a GenBank genome assembly.
AUGCACACAGCAGUUUCAUCCGACUCCAGCGUAUUAGCGACCGAAAACGACGGGGAGGAGGAGGAGGAAGGGACAAGGGAAAGCAAUCAGAAUGGAAAAGUCGAAACUGCAAAAGAAAUAGUUGAAGAAGUUGAUGAUGAAUUACACAAAAUUGUGUUCAAGGUGAUUGAAGGAGGAGUGUUGGAGGUUUAUAAUCCCUUAAUCCUCACGGUUAAUAUUGAAGAUAUGGGUCAUAACAAGUUGGUUAUCUGGACUAUGGACUUCGAGAAGGUAAAUGGUUGAAUGCAAAUAUGCCUGAUCCAACACCAUAUUUAGACUUGCUUUCUGCUGUAGUCGGAGAUAUGGAUGCUUAUUUUCUCAAGCAGCCAUGAUGGUGACAAUAAAAGGAAGUGAUUGUCCAAUAAAAAAAAUAUAUUCGAUAUAUUUGUGACGAAUAUUGCAUAAUUUGUGAUUAAAGAACAUUUUGUAAUUACAGGUUAUAAUUGUUGUAAUUACUAGAUUUCAAGUGGAGAAACCAAUUAGUAAUGA